AUGGACCAAGGGGUACACCUAAGUGGCGCGAAGGCAGCCGUUACGCGAUGGAAACCGUCGUGGGAGGCAGGAAUUUCGUACGCGGUAGGUGUCGAGAAGCUCGAGGCUUGGCAUCGCCGCCAAGAAUUUCUCUACAAGGACUGGGUAAUGAGAGCGCUCUUCCAUCAGCUCUGCGAGAAAGAUCGUGAGAUCGCAGUGAUCGGCGCUUUCGGGAUGAUCUGUUCGGGGAUCUUGAUCCCUGCCGGUUUGUACACUGGAUUGACCCGCAGCGACGACUCGUUUCGUUACGUUGAUUCAGCUUGCUCGACCCGAAAUCUUGAAUACGCGUUCGUCAUUGACUCCUGCCAGAUGCUCAUGCCAGAUUACAGUACUUUCGACCCCUGUAGACGCCUGCGGGAUCUAAACGAUUAG
Molecule: messenger RNA, 411 nt
Organism: Annulohypoxylon truncatum
Lineage: Eukaryota; Fungi; Ascomycota; Sordariomycetes; Xylariales; Hypoxylaceae
Exons: 3
Coding region: 1-411 (136 amino acids)
Source: RefSeq, a predicted model, not a curated record